UAGAAAUGAUCGUAAUGCAGAGGUGUCUUCAAUUAGAGUUUUUCCCAGACGUUUGACGUGAAGAGGUCAAUUUACAGUCCAUCUUGAAUUCGUCAGUAAUAGCUCUCAAUGACAUCGAUAGCUUUCGAUGCUGAACAGUGAAGCAAUAAGCAGUUCCCAGUCGAUGUCUCAUCGCCUAUGCCUCAUGSUKCAUCGACUAUGCCUCAAGRCACGAARGAAAAAGGAARUGCUCUACUAACUGAAGAGMWGAAAACGCUUCUGCGCAAAACCUGGGCGAUUGCAUCUCAACCUAGCGUAMAGGCUGGUAACAAGCUAUUUAAAACGCUUUUCCAGAUCGCUCCAUCGGCGUCAACGUACUUUUCAUCAACUGAUAUCGAUGCUGAUGACUUUCAAAGACACAUACAACUUGUCAUGGGUACCCUGGGGACGGCUAUCGACAACCUCGAUGAUUUGUCAGUGAUAGUCCCUGGACUGCAGGGACUGGGUGCUACCCAUGAUUCGUUGGGAGUCAGAAUAGAAUACUUUAAGUACGUCAAACAAGCAUUACUACAAACUCUGUCCCAGGAAUUGCAAGACGCUUUCACAGAUGAUUGUCGAGAAGCAUGGACACUAGCGUUUGACGUCAUAGUGGGCGCUAUGAUUUCUGGGAUGUCAAACACGUGACUGCAUUUAGCCAAUCACAUCUCUUUUUAGCAAACCAUACAUUUGUAGGUGAAAUACGUCUAGCCUCCUUUGCAGACGUUAUUAGUAUCUGUCAUACGUUCUCUCUCCACUAGAACGUUUGACCGAUA
This is a messenger RNA of Exaiptasia diaphana, 791 nucleotides long. RefSeq names its product neuroglobin. The transcript is spliced from 3 exons. The record is from RefSeq and is a predicted model, not a curated record. Lineage: Eukaryota; Metazoa; Cnidaria; Anthozoa; Actiniaria; Aiptasiidae. Bases 178 to 663 code for a protein of 161 amino acids. Gene Ontology annotation, molecular function: oxygen binding; heme binding.